UCUUCACAUUCCCAUCUUUUUCUUCUCUCUCUAAUGGCUGAAGAUUUCUCCAAAGCCGUUGACGACGGCCUCAAGCUCUCCAAGCGAUUAUACUUCGGCAAGGAUAGGGCGGUGGCGCCGCCGAAGCCGCCCCCGUCUAUGGCCAGGUCAACCACCGCGUUCCUUCCUUCGGCGCCGAUGGUUUACGCGGUGAUCUACGAUCCAGGGAUCGUGGACAACCCUGACAUCCCGAGCUACCAGCCACACGUGUACGGAAGGUGCGACCCUCCGGCGCUGAUUCCGCUUCAGAUGAACGCGAUUGAGAUGGAAGCUGAUUGUUAUUUAGACACUGCGUUCGUCACAGUCUCCGGCUCUUGGAGACUCCAUUGCGUUAUGGGUUGCCGCUUCUGCGAUUGCCGUAUUGCUAUUCCCAUGGGUCACCAGGGUUCAAUUCUAGGUGUUGAAGUUAGUGUUUCUAGAAAAUCGUAUUCUACUCAACUGGUAGUUAUGGAAGAUGACAAGGGCAACGAAAACGCCACCCCAGCUCAUGACGGAGGCUUUCUCAAGCCUAAUAUAUUUACUUUGACUAUACCUCAGAUUGAUGGGGGUUCCAAUUUAUCAAUUAAAGUUUGUUGGUCUCAGAAAAUAGUGUACUCCAAUGGUCAGUUCUCUUUGAAUGUGCCGUUUACCUUUCCUGAUUUUGUCAACCCUGCUGCGAAGAAAAUACCAAAGAGAGAAAAGAUAAAGAUAAAUGUGGGUGCUGUUGCUGGAAGUGAGAUUCUGUGUAAGACUGUUAGCCACCCAAUGAAGGAAGUGAGGCGUCAUGCUGGGAGCAUGGGCUUCUCAUAUGAUUCUGAAGUUCUCUCUUGGUCAAAAGUUGAUUUUAGCUUUUCGUAUGCUAUUUCCUCAAGUCAUAUAAAUGGUGGUGUUCUUUUGGAAUCUGCACCUGUGCAUGAUUUUGAUCAAAGAGAGAUGUUCUGCAUGUACCUUUCUCCUGGAGAUAUUCAGAGUGAAAAGGUAUUCAAAAAGGACAUAAUAUUCAUUAUUGAUAUCAGUGGAAGCAUGCGGGGAAAGCUAAUUGAUGACACAAAGAAUGCACUAUUGGCCGCUCUCUCUAAGCUUAAUUCUGAUGAUUCAUUUACAAUAAUAGCUUUUAAUGGAGAGAGCUAUAUAUUUUCAAAAUCAAUGGAAUUGGCUUCCGGGGAUGCUGUUGAAAGGGCCACGGAGUGGAUUACCAAUAAUUUUGUUGCCGGUGGUGGUACAAAUAUUUCACAUCCAUUAACCACGGCAAUAGAGAUGCUAUCCAAUGCGCAAAGUUCAGUUCCAAUAAUUUUCCUAGUUACAGAUGGAACUGUUGAAGAUGAGAGACAAAUUUGUGCUAUGGUAAAGAAUCAUAUGAUCAAUCAAGAGUCAAUAUGUCCCCGAAUUUACACUUUUGGCAUAGGUCCAUUCUGCAAUCAUUAUUUCUUGCGGAUGCUUGCUAUGAUUGGUAGGGGCCAAUAUGAUGCUGCAUUGGAUGUAGAUUUGAUUGAGCCUCGAAUGCUGACAUUGUUUGACAAAGCUUCAUCUCUCAUUUUUGUUAAUAUCAAAAUGGACAUGGAUGAUCUUGAUGAGCUUGAGGUAUACCCUUCUCAUAUUCCAGAUCUUUCAUCAGAGGCUCCAUUGAUUUUGUCUGGAAGAUACAAGGGAAACUUUCCUGAAACUCUUAAAGUCAAAGGUAUAUUGGCUGAUUUCAGUAAUUGUGUAAUAGAUAUGAAGAUACAGAAGGCCAAGGACAUACCUGUACAAAGGGUUUCUGCAAAAGAUCAAAUAGAGCAUCUAACUGCUCAAGCAUGGCUUUCAGAAAAUAAACAACUAGAACAGAAGGUUGCGAAGAUGAGCCUGCAGACUGGCUUUAUCUCUGAGUAUACACGGAUGAUAAUACUUGAGGAUGAUCACCUAAAGAAAGUCAAGGAAUCAGCCGGAACAAAAGAAGUGUCAAAAAAGAGCCAUUCUCAGUAUGAGGCAAACGUCCAAGGCCAGAGAAUGACUUUACUCCCUCACUUAGGCAUUGGCUUUGGCAACUUGACAGCAACUGCUGAAAAUACUCCACCGGGAGCUGAAACGAAAUUGCCUGAAGUGCCUGAAAUCUUUAAGGCGGCCACAAAUUGUUGUGAGACCUUGUGUAGUUACUGCUGUUGCAUGUGUUGCAUCCAAUGUUGUACGCGGAUAAACAACCAAUGUGCAACUGCAUUGACACAACUUUGCAUUGGUCUAGGAUGCUUUGGCUGUCUAACAUGUUGUUCAGAAAUAUGCUGUUCUGGAAACGAAGGCUGAAAUCCCAAUUUGUUGUAUGAUUGUUGUAUUUUACUGCACAUAGGAAUUACUGUUUUUAUAUGUAGUUUUAUUUUUUUGGAAAUGUAUACGAGUAAGGCAUCUAUUGUGUUACGGGGUGCUUUCUUUGCUUGUGUUCUGCUGUAUAGCUUUCUAUGAUACAUACAAUGUUUAAAGUUGCAAUAGAAAGUAAACCCCCUUGUACCAACAAAGAAGAAACUGAAUGAUACAUACAAAGUUUUAUCUGCCAUCAAAGAAGCAUUUUCCUCGUGGAAUAUUUAAUUACC
Molecule: messenger RNA, 2579 nt
Organism: Abrus precatorius (Indian licorice)
Lineage: Eukaryota; Viridiplantae; Streptophyta; Magnoliopsida; Fabales; Fabaceae
Product: von Willebrand factor A domain-containing protein DDB_G0292028
Exons: 13
Coding region: 34-2295 (753 amino acids)
Source: RefSeq, a predicted model, not a curated record